CCCCCCGCCGCCGGACCGGCCCGUCCCGGCCCCGCCAUGGCCGCCCCCCCCCGCCUCGGCAUCCAGAUGCUGCUGGAGGCCGCCGAGUUCCUGGAGCGGCGGGAGCGAGAGGCCGAGCACGGUUACGCCUCGCUGCGGCCCGGCGGUAAGGACGGGGAGGCCUCGCGGCGCCGCGCCAAGGCCCGCAGGAGCAGCAGCGGCGGCAGGUCGACACACAAUGAGAUGGAAAAGAACAGGCGUGCCCAGCUCCGGCUGUGCCUGGAGAGGCUGAAGGGGCUGGUGCCCCUGGGGGCGGCGGCCGGGCGGCACACGACCCUCAGCCUGCUCACCAGGGCACGGCUGCACAUCCAGAAGCUGGAGGACCUGGAGCGCCGAGCCCUGCACCAGAUCGAGCAGCUGCAGCGGGAGCAGCGGCACCUCCAGCGGCAGCUGGAAAAGCUGGGAAUGGAGCGGGUCAGGAUAGACAGCAUCGGCUCCAGCCUUUCCUCCGAGCGCUCCGACUCGGACCGAGGUGAGAGCCCGCGCUGCGGGACGGCCGGCGGGAGCUCCGGCCCUGCCGGGACUCCAACCCUUCCCAUUCCUCCGGCAGAAGAGAUGGAUGUGGACGUGGAGAGCACGGACGACCUCCCGGCCGACCUGGACUGGAGCAGCAGCAGCCCCAGCGACUCGGACGAGCGCGGGAGCCUCCAGAGCCUGGGCAGCGACGAGGGGUAUUCCAGCUCCGGCGGGACCAGGGCGAAGCCGGCGAGCAGCCGGAAGCUUCCUCUCGGGAUGUAGGAAGCGCUUCCCGCGGCCGUUCCAGCGGCGCCGUUCCCGUGGGAUCCCGUUGGCCAGCACCCCGACCCCGCCCCAGCAUUCCCCGCACGGAGACACCCGCACGUCCCGCCGAUCCCGCAGAUCCCGCUGCUCCCGGGGCUCCGCUCGCACCCGCCGGGAUCUGCUCCGCCAGGCCCUACAUUCCAGCCGCGCUUGGAAGCGCCCGGGAAUACCGCGGCAGUAACAGCGACCUCCAGAGCCUUCCCUGGGUUCUCUCCCGGGCUGUCACUGCCCGGUAUUCCCGAUCUCCUCCGCAUCUGGCCGGCGGCAUCGUGUUCCUGACGCUCAGGACCCAAAAGCUGAGUUUUUGGGAGCAGAUCCGAAGGCAGAACCGGCCUCUUGUGGAAUUUCCAUCUGGGAGAGAGCGGAGCCACGUUGGGAACCCGCCCACGGAGCAUUUUGGGUGGGCACAGGGAUCGGCCUCAGUCGGGGGGUUCCUCCUCCCCCGACUCUAAAUAUUCAGGGACACCCCAUCCCGGCCCUCCCGUGGUCCCGGAGCAUUCCUGGCGUGGGGAAUGGCAGCCACCCCUCGGAACAGCCACCUCCGGGCUGGGAAGUUUCUGCCCUCCCUAACCCCAAACGGGACGUCCCACCUCCCGUGGCACGGCAUUCCAGACUCCUGGAAUUCCUUUUCCACGCUUCCAGUCUCGGGGACAGUAUUUCUACCUCGGAGGGAGCCCCCGGCCUCUCUCCACCCCUUCAGCACAAAGAUGAUGCCUCCGCUCAGCAAUAACCCCGCGGGACCCCCCGGAUCGUCCCCGGAGCACUUCUCCAUCCAGCCGGGAUCUUCCCAGCUCGGGGAGGAUUCCAGAAGCCCCCGAGGGCGGGGAGGGGUCCCGAGCCGGAGCACACUGAGCUGUCCGUGGUGUUUGUUCGUUUCCCGAUGCACUGGAGGGAACAUUCCCACCACUUCCUGCUUUUAGAGCUGCUCUGGGAAUGUUGGCACUUAGAGCUCUGCCUUCCACACCUUCCUUUUCCCUUCGGGCCGCUCCAAGGGUUUUCCAGCCCCUCGGGACCCUCUCGCUCCAGCCCCGUGGGGUCAGUGAGGCCUCAGUGUCCGGCACGGAGCUCUCCAAGGGCUUUUCCCGGCGCUGGGAUAAGAAACAGGCUCUGAGGGCCCAUUUUCUUCAGGAAUUGCAGGUGCUGAGAGGCACCAAGACGCUCCACGGAGUGCAAGGGGAUGAGGGGGAAACUCCAGUUCUUUUCCUUUUUCCUGUCCCAUUUUCCUUCCUCUCUUAUUUCCCAUCUUUCCUUUUCUCCUUUUCCUCUCCCUUCAGACCCCAAUCCCAUUUCUGGCCCAUUUGGGAGGGAGGAAGCUGCCCAAGGCCCCAGGAAUUGCCCAGAUCUCCCAGGUUUCAGCUCUUUUUCCAUGUGGUGAUUCCUA
Messenger RNA from Empidonax traillii (willow flycatcher), 2200 nucleotides. It is a transcript of the gene MXD1, whose product is annotated as MAX dimerization protein 1. Gene Ontology annotation, molecular function: protein dimerization activity; DNA-binding transcription factor activity, RNA polymerase II-specific; RNA polymerase II cis-regulatory region sequence-specific DNA binding. Gene Ontology annotation, biological process: negative regulation of transcription by RNA polymerase II. The record is from RefSeq and is a predicted model, not a curated record. Lineage: Eukaryota; Metazoa; Chordata; Aves; Passeriformes; Tyrannidae. The transcript has 5 exons. The coding region runs from base 37 to 777 and encodes 246 amino acids.